Messenger RNA from Drosophila willistoni, 306 nucleotides. Its product is annotated as larval cuticle protein 65Ag1. Gene Ontology annotation, molecular function: structural constituent of chitin-based larval cuticle. The transcript is spliced from 2 exons. The record is from RefSeq and is a predicted model, not a curated record. The coding region runs from base 1 to 306 and encodes 101 amino acids. Lineage: Eukaryota; Metazoa; Arthropoda; Insecta; Diptera; Drosophilidae. Gene Ontology annotation, cellular component: chitin-based extracellular matrix.
AUGAAAUUCAUCAUUGUUUUUGUUGCCCUCUUCGCUUUUGCUCUGGCUGCACCCAACAGAAAUGCAGAGACUCUGCGUUAUGACGCCGACGUUGAGCCUUUGACCUACCAAUAUAGAGUGGAAACAAGCAACGGCAUAAAAACUGAAGAACAGGGACAUGUUGAAGACAUUGGAAGCGAAGAUGAGGCUAGUGUGGUCCGCGGCUCCUACUCCUAUGUUGGUGACGAUGGUAUUACCUAUGCCGUCAAUUACAUUGCCGAUAAGAACGGUUUCCAGCCCCAGGGUGCUCAUAUUCCUGUUGCCUAA